Molecule: messenger RNA, 1367 nt
Organism: Arachis duranensis
Lineage: Eukaryota; Viridiplantae; Streptophyta; Magnoliopsida; Fabales; Fabaceae
Product: serine/threonine-protein kinase SRK2A
Exons: 10
Coding region: 174-1178 (334 amino acids)
Biological process (GO): protein phosphorylation; intracellular signal transduction
Molecular function (GO): ATP binding; protein serine/threonine kinase activity
Source: RefSeq, a predicted model, not a curated record
CAUCAUUACUUACCUCCGUAAAGCCACUAUUAAAUAAUAAUAAUACCACUUAACAUUAAUCUCCUAAUACUACCACUAUAUACUAUAGUUAUUUUAAAUUUUAUUAGCAUAUUAACAAGGAUUGAACUUUGAAGGACUUGAGUCUUCCAUUGGUUUGUGUUACUCAGUGGGAUAUGGAGGAACGCUAUGAGCCAAUCAAGGACCUUGGUUCUGGAAAUUUCGGAGUUGCUAGGUUGGCUAAAGACAAGAAAACAGGGGAGCUUGUUGCUGUUAAAUACAUUCAAAGGGGUAAAAAGAUUGAUGAGAAUGUUCAAAGGGAGAUAAUUAACCACCGAUCUCUAAGGCACCCUAACAUUAUCAGGUUCAAAGAGGUGUUUCUCACUCCAACUCAUUUAGCUAUUGUUCUGGAAUAUGCUGCUGGUGGUGAACUCUUUGGGAGGAUUUGCACAGCUGGUCGAUUUAGCGAAGAUGAGGCAAGAUUUUUCUUCCAGCAACUCAUAUCUGGAGUUAGCUACUGUCAUUCAAUGCAAAUUUGUCAUAGAGAUCUGAAACUGGAAAACACUCUCUUGGACGGUAAUCCAGCACCUCGACUUAAGAUUUGUGACUUCGGUUUCUCCAAGUCUGCAUUGCUGCAUUCGCAGCCUAAGUCAACAGUUGGAACACCAGCAUAUAUUGCUCCAGAGGUUUUGUCUCGAAAGGAGUAUGAUGGAAAGAUUGCAGAUGUUUGGUCAUGUGGGGUGACUCUGUAUGUAAUGUUAGUUGGAGCAUACCCAUUUGAAGAUCCAGAAGAUCCUAGAGACUUCAGAAAGACUAUUGGGAGAAUAAUGAGCGUGCAGUAUUCUAUACCUGAUUAUGUGCGUCUUUCUUCAGAGUGUAGGCAUCUUCUCACUUGCAUUUUUGUUGCCAAUCCAGCCAAGAGGAUUACUAUUCCGGAGAUAAAACAGCACACAUGGUUCUUGAAGAACUUGCCUAGAGAGAUAAUUGAGGCUGAUAGAAGAAUCAAUGAAGAAAGUGGGAAGGAGGAGCCACCAAGCCAAAGUGUUGAAGAAAUCAUGUGUAUAGUCAAAGAGGCAAGGAAACCAUAUCCAGGAUUAAAAUUGGAUUCUGAAGAUGCUGAAGUUAAAGAGGGACUUAAUGUUACUGAAGACUCUAAAAAACCUCUUUCAUCCUUAACUUAAUUGUUACUGUCUUUAAUUUCUCUUGAUUUAGGGUUGUGUUUUAUAAGUCAAUAUAAUAAUUACUAAUUACUAUAUGAAUUGAAUUUUGUGAUGCUAAAAAUGUCAAUGUUGUAACAAAAAAAAUUAACAUAUUAGAAUGCUUGAUUAAUCGAGCUAUUAUUCAGCUUACGGUAUUUUGCUUUGUUGAAA